This is a messenger RNA of Linum tenue, 576 nucleotides long. Lineage: Eukaryota; Viridiplantae; Streptophyta; Magnoliopsida; Malpighiales; Linaceae. The record is from the annotation of a GenBank genome assembly.
CCGCCCAUUGUGCCUAAGCCGCCGGUGGUGCACCCGCCGCCGAUUCCCAAGCCGCCGGUCGUGCCCAAGCCACCAAUAGUCUACCCACCACCGAUCCCCAAACCACCGGUUGAACCCACGCCACCCAUUGUCCACCCACCAAUCCCCAUGCCGCCCGUGGUUCCCAACCCACCAAUUGUGUACCCUCCCCCGGUCACGCCGAAGCCGCCACCGGUCGAGCCGCCCAAGCCACCGGUCAAGCCACCAACGCCACCCAAGGAGCCGCCUUGCCCUCCGCCGCCGCCGCCAGUGCCAUCCUACCCGCCGCCGAAGCCGGAGACUUGCCCCAUCGACACUCUCAAGCUGGGGGCGUGCGUGGACCUGCUGGGCGGGCUGAUCCACGUGGGGAUCGGGGAGAGUGCCAAGUCGACCUGCUGCCCGGUUCUCGAAGGGCUCGUGGACCUCGACGCUGCGCUGUGCCUCUGCACCACCAUCAAGUUGAAGCUGCUCAACUUGAACAUCGUCCUCCCCAUUGCUCUCGAGGUCCUCGUUGACUGUGGCAAGACUCCUCCCCCUGGGUUCAAGUGUCCUUCCUAA